CUUUUGGGUUGAGUUAGGCCUAGUGUCAUAUCUUAAACAUUUCUCAGAGAGUGUCGAAGAUCGAGCAAGUUUUUUUCUUGUUUCUCGUUAUUGGAGCAAGUCAUUAUGGAAGAAAGGAGGGAGAUUGCAAAAGAUGUCACGGAACUUAUUGGAAGCACUCCUAUGGUAUAUCUCAACAAAAUCGCGGAAGGUUGUGCUGCCAAAAUUGCAGCUAAAUUGGAGAUGAUGCAACCAUGCUCAAGUAUCAAAGAUAGGGUUGCAUUGAGUAUGAUCAAAGAUGCAGAAAACAGGGGCCUGAUUACUCCUGGAAAGACGGUCCUCAUUGAGAUAUCCAGUGGAAAUACCGGCAUUGGUCUUGCCUCUAUGGCAGCAGCUCGUGGCUAUAAACUUGUCAUAAUGAUGGGAGCCGAAUUUAGUAUUGAGAGAAAGAUAGUUCUUAAAGCUUUGGGGGCUGAGGUCUACAUCACAGAUCCUGACAAAGGUAUAGAAGGAGCAAUUCAGAAGGCCCAAGAGAUAUUAGAUAGGACGCCAAACAGUCAUUUUCUUCGUCAAGACAAGAACCCUGUCAAUCCAAAGAUCCAUUAUGAAGCAACUGGACCUGAAAUAUGGAAUUGUACAGAAGGAAAAGUUGACAUUUUUAUUGCUGGGAUUGGGACUGGAGGCACAGUGACAGGAACUGGAAAGUUUCUCAAGGAAAAGAAUCCAGAAAUAAAGGUAUAUGGUAUAGAACCAGCCGAAAAUGCAUUGCUAAAUGGAGGGAAACUAGGGCCACAUAAAAUCCAAGGAAUUGGUUCUGGUUUAAUCCCACCUGUUCUCGAUCUCAGCAUCCUGGAUGAAGUUCUUCAAGUAUCUAGUGAUGAUGCUAUUGAAAUGACAAAACUUCUUGCAUUGAAAGAAGGCCUGCUGGUGGGUAUAUCAUCAGGGGCUGCAGCUGCAGCUGCAGUAAAAGUGGCAAAAAGACCAGAAAAUGCAGGGAAACUUAUUGUGAUUAUAUUCGCUAGUUCUGGAGAGCGUUAUCUUUCCACCGUGCUGUUUGAUUCCAUUAGAGAAGAGGUGGAAAACAUGACUUUUGAGUAACUUUAUGCUUCUUUGGAUUGAGAGAUAGGGUAUUUAUGGAAGUGCUAGCUAUGUUGUAAAAUAGUAAAAACAACUGAAUUGUAAGCUCCUAAAUUGGUUAACGAAUAGAAAUAUACUUACCAUUUGAAUGAUAUGAAGAAAAGUUAUUUUCCAAUGGCA
This is a messenger RNA of Solanum pennellii, 1236 nucleotides long. Its product is annotated as cysteine synthase-like. Gene Ontology annotation, cellular component: cytoplasm. Gene Ontology annotation, molecular function: cysteine synthase activity. The transcript has 10 exons. The coding region runs from base 106 to 1077 and encodes 323 amino acids. The record is from RefSeq and is a predicted model, not a curated record. NCBI's taxonomy places the organism in Eukaryota, Viridiplantae, Streptophyta, Magnoliopsida, Solanales, Solanaceae.